Messenger RNA from Fusarium odoratissimum NRRL 54006, 2487 nucleotides. RefSeq lists its product as uncharacterized. Gene Ontology annotation, cellular component: axon initial segment; synapse; membrane. Lineage: Eukaryota; Fungi; Ascomycota; Sordariomycetes; Hypocreales; Nectriaceae. The record is from RefSeq and is a predicted model, not a curated record. Bases 1 to 2487 code for a protein of 828 amino acids. Gene Ontology annotation, biological process: negative regulation of delayed rectifier potassium channel activity; neuronal action potential. Gene Ontology annotation, molecular function: transmembrane transporter binding. The transcript has a single exon.
AUGGCUUUUGUAACUAUCUCGGGCCGAUCAGAAGAGGAGACCGCUGAGGCUCACCAUGCUGCCGCUAUCAUGAAACUUCUCAGAAUCGGGACAGUCGCUCCAAGCGCUCCAGCAUCAGCAGAGUACACUGGGUACCGGAUUGAUGCAACAGAAGUUCUUAAGCUACUCGAGUCUGCCGCCAACGAGAAUACUAUUCCAAAGGGUUCACCGUCCUCGCAAGCGAUAUAUCAUCGGGUGAGCAAGGCCUUAAAGGCACCAUAUGCGAGAGACAGUAACCUGUUGACCACUAUCCAAAACAUUCCAAACUCCAAUGCGAUCUCUGGGCAAACGACCAUUAAGUGGCUAAGACGAGCAACGAUGCUGGGAUCACACGUUGCAUCUAGUACCCUCCGAGAACUCGAUCCCAAUGCAUGGAGCGAAGCACUCUCAAUGUUUCGAACUGAGUAUUGCGGUGUCGGAAGGAAGCUCCUCCAAAGUUCAACAUACAAGGCGAAAAUCACAAGUCAUUCAUUGCUCUCAGAUAGAUCCAGUAUGCCUGAGUUUGAGACCAUCCAAGAAUCUGGACACACCCCUCUUCAUGUUGCUGCUACCAUUGGCAGCCUUGACAUCGUGCAGCGUCUCGUACAAGAUGGACCGUAUGAGUUGAUCAAUAUGCAGAAUAUAAGAGGCGAGACUGCUCUUCUUCAAGCCACUCGGUCGGGGAACUAUGCUAUAGCGGAGUAUCUUAUAGCAGCCGGAGCCCGUGGCGGCAUCUUGACUGACAAUAUGGAGUCUCCUCUUCACUGGCUCUGUGCUUUUGAUGACAGAGAUAAAGAUGAGUUGGUGAGGCUGGCUAUAUCGCUAUGCCAUAGUGGAGCAGAUCUUGACGGAGUUUGUGCUCCCAAUACUGUCUUUAAUGAGCACUUUCGCGAUACUGUGGGUGGCGGAACACCUCUCUGUCGUGCAGUACAACGCGACUCAUACUUAGCUGCUGAAGUGCUGAUCACCCUAGGAGCGGAUCCAUACAAAGACAGACAAGUCGGUGAACAGAGCAGGGCACCUCAUGCAGCUGCACUUGCUUGUUGUGCGCAUAACUCUCGCAUGCUGCAGUUGUUACUCACCUCCGAUACGCCGGUUCAACCUCCUAAAUGGUACGGAAAAGCUGGUAUAUUUGACCCUCAGUACACUGGAGAAGCUUUGAGAGCAUAUAUGAACGGAGAACCUACGAUACAAUCCGCUGCUCCCAAUGUCUGGAAAUCGAUGAUGGAGCGGGGUGCUCAGACCUCAUUACUGGGAUAUGCAGCAAAUCCAGAUCCGCUUCAUUAUCGGAUGGCACUGCACGGGGAAUCCUAUUUGCAGGAAAUGCAGCUGACUAUAGAUAUGUUGGCAUCGGCCGAGUCACAAGAGUUUGACCGUGUUACGUUCGACUAUCAAUCUGCAAUUAAGCAUUCUAUCCUCAGUAGGGACAUAUCAAUAGUCUCGUAUCUCCUGGCCGCCUAUCCCGAGCAGACGAUUCCCGAAUUGACCAACCCUGUUCCAUCAGGCCUGCAAAUGCGUUUGCCUGUUCAGCUUGCCCUCUUCAAAGGCGACAAGCCUAUCUUCGACCUUCUUUUAAAAUACGCAGGUCCAGACGCCAAGUUAGCUCCGCCCAAGAUGCAAGGAAUGACGGAUAACUGGCUCAGCCAAGGGCUCCUUCGGCUUUUGCGUCCAACAUCAAGUAUUGCAUCCGAAAAGGUCUCCAGAACUACAAAAAGCACAAUUCACCUGGCUGCGUUUGCUCAUCCCGACCCGCACUUUAUGCGCGCUUUAUUAAGCAGGCUCUCGUCCGUAGAGGCGCGCUCGCUCGUUAACAGCCAUGGAAAAAUAUGGGACGAGAUCCCUCUGACGAUGGCUUUGCAAAAUCACCAUUUUCAUGUGGCGGAUGUAUUACUUCAGUAUGGUGCCAAUAUUGAAGAAGAAGCAUCCAACGUCGGUCAUAAGCCGGGCCAAAGCACUACGCCUCUUGGAGCAGUGAUAACAUUUAAUAAUGGCGCCACAAUGGGAGCUAUGGAAUGGCUCCUGCGACAUGGCGCAUCAAAUAUUGUCAACCGAGAGUAUGGGAUCACGGCUUUGAUGACUGCGGUGAGAGCAGGGACGAUGUAUGACAUCUCAAAGACAAAUCCAUUAGUGCCUACAAAAGUGUAUGAAUACUCAAGGCUAGCUGUUCUUGAGAGACUUCUGCGGCAUUUCUGCACACCAGAAGAUAUCGACCACAAAGCCAAGGGCGUGGCAGACAUGACAGCGCUUCAUUGGGGAGUGUUAAGGUUAUGGCCGGAAGCUGUGAGCCUGCUGCUGAGGUCAGGCGCAGAUGAGAGCUUAACGGCUGAAUUUAUGAGACCAGUCACAGCAAAGGAAUUAGCAGAAGCACUAGAUAAGGAGGAUAUUCCUUCAGAGGCAAAAGAAAGAGGACCAGAUGAGACUGCAAAAUAUCUAGCGAAGUUUAAGUUAUUACGGGAAGCCUUUCUAUAA